Messenger RNA from Populus euphratica (Euphrates poplar), 899 nucleotides. RefSeq lists its product as uncharacterized. The transcript is spliced from 4 exons. Gene Ontology annotation, molecular function: protein-folding chaperone binding; zinc ion binding. Lineage: Eukaryota; Viridiplantae; Streptophyta; Magnoliopsida; Malpighiales; Salicaceae. Gene Ontology annotation, biological process: protein stabilization; protein import into mitochondrial matrix; protein folding. Gene Ontology annotation, cellular component: mitochondrion. The record is from RefSeq and is a predicted model, not a curated record. The coding region runs from base 62 to 682 and encodes 206 amino acids.
CAACUCCGCACGAGCAUUACUGGCGCUGCCAUUGCAAAGACAUUCGCGUCUCUUCUCCGCCAUGGAAGCUCUAAGUUCCUCCGCCGCAAUCUCCUCCUCUCUCUCCUCCUUUUCUCCAAAACGAAAGGAACUGAAUACUCCUCCCAUACUCCUCCGAUUCCACGUUUCUUCAAAAAAGGAUAAGAAAGAUUCGGAUCUCCAAUCCAGCUCUCACGAUUCCAGCAUCGUCCCUCUCUUCAACAACCACUCUUUCUCCAAGGAUGCGGCGAUGGGAUUGGUAUUGAGUGCGGCAUCGGUGAGAGGAUGGACUACAGGGUCAGGCAUGGAAGGACCUUCAGUGACAGCUGUGUCUGAGGACGGAUUCAAUACGGAGAAAGUCUCGACUCUCCCGUGGUCUCUCUUCACGAAAUCUCCACGUAGGCGAAUGCGCGUGGCCUUCACUUGUAAUGUUUGUGGUCAAAGAACUACGCGCGCUAUCAAUCCCCAUGCUUACACUGAUGGCACUGUCUUCGUUCAGUGUUGCGGUUGCAAUGUGUUUCAUAAGCUAGUGGAUAAUUUGAACUUGUUUCAUGAGAUGAAAUGCUAUGUGAACCCGGGCUUUAAUUAUCGAGACGCUAAAUGGGAUGGUGGAUUCAAGUUGUUUGAUGUGGAUGAUGGUGGUAGCAAUGUGUUUCCGAUCUAAAGAGGUGAAAAUUAUUGAUCUUAUGAUGUACAUUCUGUUUAUUAUACUGGGAACUUGUGUAUAUUGGGGUUGUACAUGGGGGUCUUUCAUGUUGUUAUUAGUUCUAGUUGGAAUGUUAGUGUCAUUAAUAACAAGUGAGGUUUCAUUUUGAGCUGAACAUAAAGUUAAUAAUGUUGGAAUGAAUAUUUAUGAUGAAAAAACUUUAUCUGGAAUUGCG